AUGACGCCCCAAAACUUGGUCGUCAUCUUCUUUCUGCUGUUCCCCGUUUGCGCCAUGGGCCUCCUCAACUUCCAUUUCCACUUGGCCAACACGGAGGAGGCGCGGAAUUUGAGCAGAGUUGUCGAAAAAUCGCUGACCGGUUUCCUGGAGAAGCAAAAGGCGCAAUUUGAGCUGACCAACGAGACUGCUCGCGACGCGUUCAGCGACAUCUACCAUUGCCAUCUGAUGCGGAGGGCCCAAACCCGUGCCCCGUCGAUGCUCGUCCACAUUCCGGCCGGCGCGAGAGGGGAUGCGCAACUCUGUAACCCGACCAUCUACGGCUCGAUGCGUUUGGUGGCGCAGCUCCACGGAAACCUCAAAGACGGCAGCUGGCAGAUCGAGGUGCAGUCGCCGUGCGGGCGCAUUUUCUAUCAGGCCCCGAUCAGCGACGUCGUGGAGCUGCUCUACUACUCGGUGCUGCUCGACGACAACUGCAAGCAGUCCACGUACAACGUGAACAGCCUGAAGACGAUCGGCCGCGCGAAGAUGGACGUCGACCAUCGGAAGGCCAUCGUCCUCGCCCACUACGAUAGCCGCGUGUUUUCGUUCCUGAACUCGAUGUGGCUGCUCCCGUUCUCGGUCUACAUCGUGCUCGAGCUGUGCUCCCUGAAUUGGGAUCUCGUGCGCAAGUACCGCUACGCCGGCUUCAAGCGCAUCCACUGGGACCCGCAGCUGCUGCAAACGAUCACUGGCAGCGACCGUCUCCUGGAGGCGGGUCCCACAUCGUACUACUCGGUUCCGAUGGGCCACCGUACCCUUGGCACUGAUGAUACCACCCGUUCCGUGGCACAACACGAUGACGAUCAUCACAGCACGACCACCACCAGCCAGGGCAACCCCCACACCCAUUCCCAUAGCUCCGAA
Mesorhabditis spiculigera is the source of this 903-nucleotide messenger RNA. The record is from the annotation of a GenBank genome assembly. NCBI's taxonomy places the organism in Eukaryota, Metazoa, Nematoda, Chromadorea, Rhabditida, Rhabditidae.